Messenger RNA from Rattus rattus (black rat), 893 nucleotides. Its product is annotated as triggering receptor expressed on myeloid cells 3. The record is from RefSeq and is a predicted model, not a curated record. The coding region runs from base 1 to 558 and encodes 185 amino acids. The transcript has 4 exons. Gene Ontology annotation, biological process: neutrophil-mediated killing of gram-negative bacterium; neutrophil chemotaxis; cytokine production involved in immune response. NCBI's taxonomy places the organism in Eukaryota, Metazoa, Chordata, Mammalia, Rodentia, Muridae.
AUGUCACCACUGCUGCUAUGGCUGGGGCUGUUGCUCUGUGUCUCGGGGCUCCAAGAUGGAGAUAAGGAAGAACAGAAGUGUUUUCUGAAGGGUGAGAACCUGACCCUGAUUUGUCCUUACAACAUCAUGCUAUACUCAUCCAACCUGAAGGCCUGGCAGCGGGUCAGAAGCCACGGUUCUCCAGAGACCCUGGUGAUCACAAACACCCGAAAGCCAGACUUCAAUGUGGCCCGGGCUGGGAGGUUCUUGCUGGAGGAUUAUCCCACCGAAUCCAUCGUCAAGGUCACCAUGACUGAACUGCAGAAGCAAGAUGUGGGGCUGUACCAGUGUGUGGUCUACCUCUCUCCUGAAAAUGUUGUCAUCUUGUAUCAUCGGAUUCGCCUGGUAUGGUGCCGAGAGCAGUGGGUGACAGUGAUGGUGAUCGUUCUGACAUGUGGCUUCAUACUGAACAAGGGCCUGGUCUUCUCAGUCCUGUUUGUCCUCCUCUGCAAAGCUGGGCCUAAGGUGUUACAGCCUUCCAAGACAUCCAAAGUACAGGGAGCCUCUGAGAAACAGUAGCCUUCCUGCUACAAGCUGUGAAUGCACCUUCCCUUGUCUAUUAACAGUAUGGCAGAGGUUCUGCAAUGGGGAAAUCAAGCCUUUCUACACUCUCUUUAUGAACUCUGAUUAGUAUGUGUUACUCCUAGAGGACAGCUCUGAGGAGAGCUGUGUAGAAGGAGCCUUAUGAGACAUCAGUGAAGAAUGUGAAACUAGAAAGAUUUGGACCUUUGAUGGAGCAGUCAAACAGGACCCACAGAGAAUUCGCUUCAAAAUCUUAUCUCCGUUUCUCUCCUGCUAACCAGGCCUGCCAUGCUGUGGACUGGUAAAACCUAUAUGAUAUAACCUAUCUCUCU